GGCCCGGGAGGAGACGGACUCCGCCGGUGGGGCCGCCCGCGGCCCGGGAGGAUCGGGGCUCGUCGUCCCGGGAGCGCUCCACGUCGCGUGGCCGCGGCGCCGCCCGCUCGUCCUCCCGAGAGAGCGGCCGGGGAGGCCGGGGUCGAGGCCGCCCUGCCCGCCCCUCGCCCUCGCCCACAGGUGGUCGCGUGCCCCGUUUCGACCCCACAGCCUUUGUGAAAGCCAAGGAGAAGAAGCAGAGAGAGAUCAAGAUGAAGCAGCAGCAGCGGAACCGACUGGGCAGCGGAGGAAGCGGGGACGGCCCGUCCAUCUCCUGGUCUCGCCAGACUCGGGCCCCCGCCGCCGUGAGCGGCCGAGGGGACGCGGCCACCCGCUCGCGGAACCGCAGCUCCUCGGUGGACAGUGUGCGCAGCCGCGGCUCGUCCGCCAGCUCCUGCAGCGAGUUGGAGGGUUUCUCGGAAUCGCUGCCUAGAGGCGCUGGCCGCCGCGGGAAGCCGCCCAGCCCCACCACCUGGAGCGGGUCCAGCAGGCAGCAGAAGGCCACGCCCCUGGAACGCUGCCGCCAUCAGAGACGCCUGGCCCAUUCGGGGGGCUGGGUCCCCAUCAAAGACUCCAGCUCCGACCACCAGGCGGCCGACAUGGCCGAGAUAGACGCCCGCCUGAAGGCCUUGCAGGAAUACAUGAGCCGGCUGGACGCGCGGUCGUGACCGGGGAGGGGAGCCGGCCUCUGCACCCCCAUCCCCCGGGAGUCAGCGCGGAGGCGGGGCCUGCGUCCUUCCGGCCCCGCCCAGGCCCCCGCCCCCUCCCCCUGCCUUGCCUGCUAGGAGGGGGGCUGGGUGCGUUUUGUAAAUAAA
Equus quagga is the source of this 854-nucleotide messenger RNA. RefSeq names its product centrosomal protein CCDC61-like. The transcript has 8 exons. The record is from RefSeq and is a predicted model, not a curated record. NCBI's taxonomy places the organism in Eukaryota, Metazoa, Chordata, Mammalia, Perissodactyla, Equidae. Bases 252 to 707 code for a protein of 151 amino acids.